Molecule: messenger RNA, 1008 nt
Organism: Papaver somniferum (opium poppy)
Lineage: Eukaryota; Viridiplantae; Streptophyta; Magnoliopsida; Ranunculales; Papaveraceae
Exons: 4
Coding region: 1-1008 (335 amino acids)
Source: RefSeq, a predicted model, not a curated record
AUGAACACAUUAAAUGAAACUCCAACUACAAAUGCAACUGCAACUCCAACUACAAGUACAACUCAACAAACAGAAGUUGGAUCAUCCUCUCAAGCUGCAUCUCACACAAAUGAAUCUGAAACUGCAACUCCAACAAGUAAAGGCAGAGCUGAAGCAGUUGAAGUUGGUGAUAGCAAAAAGAAGCACGGCAGACAUUUGAAUAGAUGUCUAAAGAAUCCUAAUAGGAAGAAAGAAAAGGGACAACCAUCUCUGUUGAUGCCACCCCCAAAACCAGGUCAGGAUGGUAAACUUAUUGCUCGUACUUACAAUUAUGAUAGGUUAAGAAGGCGUCUUGUUGAGUGGAUAAUUAUGGAUGAAAUUCCUUUUAGAAAAGUAGAAGGGUCAGGCUUUGUGGCAUUGAUGCAAGAGGCACAACCUAGGUUCAAGAACUGGAAACUGCAAAAGAGAAUACUCUUGUUCUGUCAAGUUGAAGGUCACACAUGUAUUGCAAUCGGUGAGAAGUUGGUGGAUUGUUUGGAAGAUUGGGGUCUAAAAGAUAUAUUUGGUGUCACUCUAGACAAUGUCAGCGCCAACACAGUAGCUAUGGAUCAUCUGAAGCAAGUUGUUACUAGCUGGACAAGAUCACCAAUCAGAGCUAAAUAUUUACAUAUUGAUAAGGACUUUCAAGAGAGGUUUAUUUUUGAGCAAGACAAGGAAUCUGUUUUACCAAGUGAUGCUGAUAUUGAGGAAGCUAUAGCUAGUGAUGAUAUCUUGGAAGAAGUGGUUGAGGAUAUGGAAGAAGAUGAAGAGGUUGAGGAUAUGGAAGAAGAGGUAAAUAAGAAGAAGAAAAAGAAAGUAAAGACUCAUGCUCCUUAUGCAGAAGAUUGGUCUUAUGCUAGAGGUCUUGUGAAGUGUUUAAAGGUAUUCUUCGAUGCAACUGUCAAUUUUUCUGCUUCUACACAAGUCACUACUCAUUCUUUCUUAUGGGAGUUGGUAUUCAUCCAUGAACAAUUAAUUGAAUUUAGAUAA